AUGGAUGCGUCCACGGAAGGAAACCCGAGGCGCAGCAGCAGCGCCUCCUCCUCCGCGCUGGAGUUCCAGUUCUGGGCCGCCGGCGAAUCCCCGCCGCAGCUCCUCACGGCCGACGAGCUCUUCGCCGACGGCAUCCUCCUACCCCUCCAUACCCUCUCCCUCCGCCCAAUUCCUCAUCCCGAUCCCGACGUCCCGCCCGUAUCGCGAUCGGAACCUGAGCCUGAGCCGGCGUCAGAUCCUCCGCCUCCGCCUCCCGACGCCGACAUCACGGCCUCGAUCUCCUGCUCCCCGACCUCGGGAUCCAAGCGCUGGAAGGACAUCUUCCGGAUCGGCGAGAAGAAGCCGGGGGACGAGAAGGAUCGCCGCAAGGAGCGCAGGGCCGGCGCCGCUGCCGCCGCCGCGGAGCUCAACAUCCACAUUUGGCCCUUUUCUCGUAGCCGGUCCGCCGGGAGCGCGGCGGCGGGCGGCGUCCGUCCGCGAACAUCGAUCUCCGGACGCAGAGUGAGCAGCGCCCCUUGCUCGAGGAGCAACUCGCGGGGGGAGUCCUCGAAGCCCCACGCCGCCACCGCGGUGGGAGGGAGGAGAUGGGCGUCGAGCCCCGGGCGGGCCAGCGGUGGGGUCCCGGUCGGGCGGUCCAGCCCGGUGUGGCAGAUCCGGCGGGCCGAGCACAGGAAGAGGGAUAAGGGCACCUUCAGUGGGAGGAGAGCCACCGCGGGCGCCGACACGAGGGUGCUCCACUUGAGCGUGAACACGUGCAUCGGGUACCGGGGCAGCCAGCGGGGCUGCAGGGGUGACGAUAAGGAUGGGAUGACCGCGCGUGAGCGCACCGCUGGGGAAAGCAGCAGGACCCUUUUUAGCCUCAAGGCUCUGUUUUCGAAGAAGGUGAAUUAA
Messenger RNA from Zingiber officinale, 891 nucleotides. Its product is annotated as cyclin-dependent kinase 13-like. The transcript has a single exon. The record is from RefSeq and is a predicted model, not a curated record. Lineage: Eukaryota; Viridiplantae; Streptophyta; Magnoliopsida; Zingiberales; Zingiberaceae. The coding region runs from base 1 to 891 and encodes 296 amino acids.